Pisolithus orientalis is the source of this 372-nucleotide messenger RNA. RefSeq lists its product as uncharacterized. The record is from RefSeq and is a predicted model, not a curated record. Bases 1 to 372 code for a protein of 123 amino acids. NCBI's taxonomy places the organism in Eukaryota, Fungi, Basidiomycota, Agaricomycetes, Boletales, Pisolithaceae. The transcript has 2 exons.
AUGAAGGUCCCAUAUGUUGCCAAUGAACUGCUUUGGUGGAUGGCCAUACAAAGUAUGGGAGAGACUGCCCUGCUGGCACACAUCAUGGAGUUGAAUGUGCUGCAAGUCAAAAGAGGAGAGAUGAGAUAUAUGAUCCACACCAGUCCUAUGCCACAUACCUGGUGGACAAGGGACCCUACCCAUCUGGAUGGGUAUGAUCAUCAAUCAUUGGAGGAAGUUUUGCAGGAGGCCAAGGAAUUCUUUGUUGGGGUUGAGAUGAUCCAUCAGGAGGAGGAGAUUCACUGGCUCCAUGGUGUGAUGGAAUUCUGCAGUGAAUGGCUCACCCUUUUUGACAGGCUUGGACAAGUACAGGACCAGCUUGAGGACUUCUGA